This is a messenger RNA of Asterias rubens (European starfish), 1185 nucleotides long. RefSeq names its product zinc finger protein 830-like. Bases 79 to 1107 code for a protein of 342 amino acids. The transcript is spliced from 9 exons. Gene Ontology annotation, molecular function: zinc ion binding; nucleic acid binding. NCBI's taxonomy places the organism in Eukaryota, Metazoa, Echinodermata, Asteroidea, Forcipulatida, Asteriidae. Gene Ontology annotation, biological process: nuclear DNA replication; mitotic DNA damage checkpoint signaling; mitotic DNA replication checkpoint signaling. The record is from RefSeq and is a predicted model, not a curated record. Gene Ontology annotation, cellular component: spliceosomal complex; nucleus.
UUCAUGACCAAUGGUUUGGGUCUUUAGUUUGAGUUCGAUCCACAAACAAACAAACAAACACAGAAAUCACUAUCAAAGAUGGCGUCCUCCAGCAAGAAAAAAGUUGACCUGCGGGAUCUAAUGAAGAAACAACGAGCUGGGAGCAAAUCCACAGCGACGAAGAUAAACUCACCUUUGGCAAAGUACAACAGCAUUGGUCAGCUUGUUUGUGUUGUUUGUAACGCACAAGUGAAAAGUGAGAUUCUCUGGCCCGCACACCUCCAAGGCAAAAAACACAAAGAGAAUCUAGCCUUGCUUAAACAUGGCGGUACGCCAGAUGCAGUACAACAGAAACAGUCCAUACCCAGCCUGCAUGUCAAAGCACAAACAACAGCCAAGAGGAAAGGGGAUCAUGAUGUAACAUCAACAACGACGACAACAUCUGUAAAGAAAGCAAGAGAAAGUGGACAGCCUAGUGCUACAAAGGGACUGCCUGCUGGAUUUUUUGACAGUGAGAUCAAAAGCUCACCGUCCAUCGAUGUGUCCGAGAAAUCAGGGAUUAAAUCUGGAAGCAAGACAGCAGAAACAUCAGCACUUCCGGCAGCUUUUUCAGACUUCUUUAGUCCAGAAUCAUCAGCUACCAAUACUACACCUGAAAUACCUUCAUCACAGGAAGUAAGCUCAUCAAAAUCAUCCAAUGAAGAUGCUAAAGAAAGAAAGCCGUCCACAUCUGCUGAAGCCAUACCGGAGGGAUUCUUUGAUGAUCCAGUAAUGGAUGCAAAGGUUCGCAAGGUGGAAGUGAAGAACACCAUGGAAGAAGAAUGGAGCAAGUUUCAAAAGGAAAUGGUAGAGCAAAACCAGGUUUCUGAAAACCUACAAGAAGAGGAUCAAGAGGCUGCCCAGGUGGACAGAAAUAUCGAUGAGAUCGAUGAACAAAUACACUGCUUCGCCAAGGUAGAGGCUCUCCGAGACAAGCAGGACCACAUCAAAUCUGAGAUGCAAGUGAAGAAAUCACAGCAUCAAGAGAGAGGCAAGGAGGACCAGGAAGAUAAGGAUGUCAUUGAUAGCGAUGAAGAAGCCGAGUUCGGAGAAUUCUUAGACUGGAGGUCAAAAGGAGCAUGGAAAUGAAGCCCUGGAAUUUCAUCUGUGAAAGGGCAAGGCCAUUUUCAGUUUGUAUAUGGCACUUCCUUCGGAAAAUGAAGUAUA